GAACGCCAAGCGCACCACGCACUUCCCGAUUCCCCAUUCUCUUCCUCCUCAAGUCAGACUAUAAAUUUUGGAGAUCUGAGGUUUUCUUCUCCAUCCAAAACCCCCCUUUUUCCCCAUUUAAUGCCCCCAAAUCUCUCUCUCCUGGCGCAGCGAGUCAGCGGAGGAGUCGGUCGCCGCCCCCCUCUCCGCAAUCCUCUGCAAAAUCCUUCCUUUUUUGCCCCCCUCCGAUCUCCGCCGCAUUAAUUGCCCGCUUUCCUCGCGAUCAUCGUCUCCGCUGAUCCGCUGAUAAUGGUGCUGCGCGUGCCCUCUGCCGACAAGGUGAUCUCCGCCCGAGCCCCCCUCGCUGCUGCUGCUGCUGCUGUUGCUGCUGCGCAUCAUGUCAGCGCGCGCCUUUUGCAGAAGGAAAGGUCGCGGCUUUCGCUCUGCUUGUGCGCCCUUUGAAGCUUCGUUGUGAAAUCGGGAGCUGUUGCUCGAGAUGGAGGUGGAUGGUGAAAAGAUGCAAGAUGAGGAGGGGCUGCUGUCUUCGGAGAUUAAGAAACAACGGAAGAAUCCGUCUCAGGUCCAGAUCCUUGAGAACGCGUAUGCAGCGGCGUCGAAUCCAUCUGCUGCCGCCAAGGAAGACUUGGCCAAGUUGACUGGGUUGGACUACAAGCAAGUCCAAUAUUGGUUCGGCAAUCGCAGAUACAUGGACAGACAUGGCCCUCGGAGGUACAGAUCCAGAUUUGAGGGUGAAGAGAGAUGCAUGAAUACGGAUGGUUUUUGCAGUCCCAGCUUGAGUUACAACUCAAUGUCAUUUGCUGACUCCAUGGCUGGAACUGAAUCCUCAACUUGUAGGAAAUCUGAGAUGAUGCAACCGUUGAUGGCCGCAGGUCCAGUGGUGAUGUCAGUCGAUUUUGGCACACAUUUGCCACGAGAGCUGCAAAUGAUCGUUCUACACGUUGAGAAAAAGCUAGGGCAGCCUGUGAGAAGCGAUGGACCAAUUCUUGGUGUUGAGUUUAAGCCUUUACCACCUGGUGCUUUUGAAGCUCCAUUAGCACAGCAUAGGGUGCCACAGCAGUCUUGUGAUGGAAAAGUAUCUGAAAGACAAACUAUGAAAUCAGUCAAGCCGCACACUUCCUUGCCCACUUCUGAUUGUUGUCUAGGGACAAACUUGUCUGAUGGUGCAACACUGGUCAGUCAAGAUGUUGAUGCACUUAACCUUGAUGGUUCUCCCAGGGAUCUCCAGGAAUAUCAGUUUUUUCCAAUACAACCGAGCUGGAUAAAUAGUAAUGGAAGGGUGAAGAAGGCUUGCCUUUUAUCUUCAGUAAAUGAUUCAUUUUGUGAGGUGCCACAACCAUCUUCUGGAGGACAGAAUUUCACUGAAUAUGGAUAUGCAUCUUCAGCAUCUCCUUGUCAAGGUCAGCAAGUAAAUGGUACCAAUCAAUGUCCAAGAGACAAGAGAAUGAGCAUUUCUUCAGAUUUAAGUGGCAAGCCAAAAGCCCCAAAUCUACUGUAUGCAACAAGUACUGCUUUUGAUCUUCAGUCCAGGAAUCAUCAUUCUAUGCAAGUGGACAAUCAGCUUCUAUCAUCUGACAAAAUGAUUACCUGCCAUCCCAAUGAGUGCACAAGGGAGAAGAUACAAUUAUCGGUAUCUACUGGUAGCAAUGAUAACCUGCAGCAUGAUUGUACAAAAACUCAUACAAUGAUUGAUUCUAAGAAAGAAAGGGAUUCAAGUGUUGCUGAUGUUGGACUUACCAAGUUAAGACAAGAGGAUCAUGGUCAAAGUGGAGAUGAUACUAGUGACCUUCAGAAGGGAAGAAGAGAAUAUCAAAACUCUACUGUAGUAGUUUUUGAGGAAGCAGACAACGGGAAAUGUAAAAAGCGCAUGCAGGUUGGUUGUCGACGUGCAUAUGGUCGUUAUUUUGUGAAGCCUCGAGCAACACCAAAAAGCAGUAAUAUAAUUGAAGGAGAUUCAAGGAUGAGCUAUUUCAGCAAUAAUUGUGCCAGAACUCUCAUUGCUGAAUGGAUUGAACGAGAAAAAAAGGCGGUCUAUCUUGAACAUGACAAUGAGAAUGCUCUCUCAUGGUCCACUGGAUCUGAUUCAACUUGUAGUGAAGGAUUUGAUGAUCUGGUAACUGAAAUUGGAAACUGUGAUGCCCAGAUCAAAUCUGCUGAUCAUUGUGUCAUGUAUACAAAAGGGGAUGCUGUACACAAGAAUCAGAAUGGGCGGGAAGUCAUGGAUGUUGAUCAGAAUAUCAUGGAUGAUGAGGAUGGUACCGAUGAGGAAGGCUAUAAUGAAAUGAAAGAGGAUGCUGGGUUCAAGAAUACGGCUUCACCUCUCUCUUCAGAGCAGACUGUUUAGCAUGCACAUGCAAAUCUGUAAAUAUGGAAAAACCCAUUGCAUUGAAUUGCUAUUGCCUUUGGUCUUUUUCUUGAAUUCUUGUUUUCUGGACGGCUAUGGUGCUGUCUACUUGCUCGAACUGCUUUAUAUUGAAGAGGAAGGAAAUAUAGUUUGGUCAAAGGGACAUUCAGCAAUUGCUUUGCUCUAGCAGCUGGUUAGUAUUCUACCUUGGAAGCUAUUUCUGGUAUCAGUGUCAAAGUAGCCAAAGGUAUUGUAGCUUGUACAGAUUACGGUUCUGUUAUUCUCAUCGCGUGAAACUAUUCCGCUAUGCUGUUGAAUAGCUUUCUUAUGGUGCUUCUAACAGCAAGCAUUGAUAACCUUAUGCAUAGGCAUUGCCUUCUUUGGUCAAGGAAGACACAGCAGCAUGUACACAGAAAUGUAUCCUCAUGUGAGGGAAGAUCGACCAAUUGUGUAUGUAUCAGGUUUGCAUUAAGAUUAAGGAAAUUCUGACUAAAUAAAUCUCACAUAGCCAGUCAGCAGCUAACUUUUUAUAUCAAGGAUAUGCUUCCCAUGGUAUUAUGAUUUAAUUAUUCGGGAAGAGACUCCAUCCUUAUUAAAGUUAAAAUGAGCCUGCAACUUCAACUAGAAUGUCUAAGGGGCAGCAUUCUCCACUCUCUCCUUGUAAGGCCACGAAGAAGAUGAGAUUUCAAAAUGAUAUAGUGGUACCACGAGAUUGUGAUUGCUCAGUGUCUCGGUAUGAAAGAUUUUAGACACCAUGUCACUUUCACGAACACCAUGUCAACAAUUUGUAAUCGGUUGAUACAUUGUACCAGUAAAUUAUGCUUACUAACUUGAUUUCUUCUUGUGUAUGUAAUAUCAGUUGAGUCGA
This is a messenger RNA of Zingiber officinale, 3209 nucleotides long. RefSeq lists its product as uncharacterized. Gene Ontology annotation, biological process: regulation of transcription by RNA polymerase II. Lineage: Eukaryota; Viridiplantae; Streptophyta; Magnoliopsida; Zingiberales; Zingiberaceae. The coding region runs from base 476 to 2341 and encodes 621 amino acids. The transcript has 5 exons. Gene Ontology annotation, molecular function: DNA binding. The record is from RefSeq and is a predicted model, not a curated record.